CACCUGUAAACGCAGGCUUCCGACAACGGCGUGACCGGCCGUACUGCACAACCACUUUCUACGAAAUUGUUACCGGUCUGAGGAGCAAUCACAUUCUCGGUAGAAUAAAAAGCGCCGAAAAUGAGCAAGCGCCAAGCUUCAGAGGCUCUUGAUGAGCUAGCUGGCGUCGCCUCACCCUCGUCGAAGAGAUCGCGGACGGUCGAUUUCGAAACGCCUCCAGGCAACCACAGCAUUGCGCAGCACAUCAACAGCAAUGGAAACAAAACAAAUGACGAAGAAGUUGACGACUUCGAAGAUGCGAUGGCCGAUACAGCGCCCAUCCGCCAGAGCGCGCCGACAGAAGGUUAUGACGACCUGUACCUGGAUACGAUAGAUCGCAGCAUCCUGGAUUUCGAUUUUGAAAAGCUCUGCUCGAUAUCACUGUCAAACAUCAACGUCUACGCAUGCCUUGUUUGCGGACGAUACUUCCAGGGCCGCGGCCCCAAGUCACACGCCUACUUUCACGCUCUCGAAGACGAGCACCACGUCUUCAUCAAUCUUGAAACACAAAAGGUCUACGUCCUGCCCGAGGGCUAUGAAGUCACAAGCAAGUCGCUCGACGAUAUCAAAUACGUGUCUGAUCCACGAUACACAAAAAGAGAAGUCAUGGAGCUCGAUCGGGUAGAUCGAAAGAGCUGGACAUUGGCAAAGAAGGAAUACCGGCCAGGUUUUGUUGGCAUGAACAACAUCAAGGAGAACGAUUAUCUCAAUGUUAUUGUGCAAGCUCUCUCACAUGUUGUUCCCUUGAGAAACUUUCUGCUUCUCGAGGAUUUCUCAACCAAGACGGAGCUCGUGCGCCGCUGCAGCACACUGUUUCGCAAGAUCUGGAACCCACGCGCUUUCCGAGCUCACGUCUCUCCUCACGAGUUGCUGCAGGAGAUUUCUCUGCGGUCUAACAAGCGCUUCACGCUAACUGCGCAGUCUGAUCCUGUCGAGUUCCUCUCGUGGUUUUUAAACAAUCUGCAUCUUGGUCUGGGAGGGAGCAAGACAAAACCGGGGAGCUCCAUGAUCCAACGCACGUUCCAGGGCAAGCUUAAGGUAGAAUCGCAAGCCAUCACGGCCCGCGCAGAUGCAGGAGACCGAUUGCGUUUUGAAGAAGCAGCCGACGUCAAGGUUGAUAUUGUACGGUUCCUCAUGUUGACGCUUGAUCUCCCGUCAGCGCCGCUCUUCCAGGACGAACUGGAGAAGAACAUCAUCCCACAAGUCCCCCUCGCCACCAUUCUCAGCAAAUAUGACGGCCAGCAGUCACAAGAACACCACUCACAACGCAAACGUUACCGUUUGCUGCAUCCCUUGCCCCCCUAUCUCAUUCUGCAUAUCAAGCGCUUCUCACAGAACAAGUUUGUAUCAGAACGAAAUCCCACCAUUGUCACCUUUGACGCACGAAAUCUCGAUGUCUCUCCUUAUGUCGAGCCUAAUCCUGCCGAGUGGCCACCUAGCGAACCUAUCUGGUACGAUCUUGUGGCAAACGUAGUGCACGAAGCUGUUCGCUCCAAGGAGGACGUUGCAGACACGGGAGAGGAGAGGAAGACGUGGAAAGUUCAAGUCAAGGACAAGGCAACCGGCGAGUGGGUGAUUUGCCAAGAUUUGUACGUAGAUAAGGUUCAGAGCGAGCUGCUCUAUUUGGGAGAGUCGUAUCUGCAAGUGUGGGAAAGGAGACGAGAGCCUAGAAAGGCUUAAUUAGAACAGUUUUACAUCGUCAUCACCAUUAUCAGUAAAAAGAUGUGACGUAUAAAUAGCACAGAAUGUAGUCUGGCCACGCUUUAAUUCGAGAUC
This is a messenger RNA of [Torrubiella] hemipterigena, 1815 nucleotides long. Lineage: Eukaryota; Fungi; Ascomycota; Sordariomycetes; Hypocreales; Clavicipitaceae. The record is from the annotation of a GenBank genome assembly.